Molecule: messenger RNA, 792 nt
Organism: Paramecium octaurelia
Lineage: Eukaryota; Ciliophora; Oligohymenophorea; Peniculida; Parameciidae
Source: the annotation of a GenBank genome assembly
AAAAUAUGGCAGACGAGGAGAUUUGUUAAAACAUCCAAUAAGGAGACGUAAUGAAUCUUAUCCAUAUUAAAGUGUUCCAAGAGUGUUGUAUCUCUAAAGGAAGCAUUCAAUGAUUAUCCUUCAUUCUAAAAUCCUUUUAAAUUGCAUAAUGAAAAAUAUUUAAAACUUUUCAAGCUAUUGGAGGAGAAAGAUGAGAGUUAGGAAGUGAAAAAGAUAUUGGAUGAGGGAGAGUUUAAUUAGGAGGAUGAGUAUUAUGCAGCAUUUCAAAAAAUAGAAGAGAAUUAUAAAGAAAAUAACUUUGUUUAAGAAUCUAAGCCUAAUUUCUAGAUAAAAGUUGCUUAACAAUUAAUAGAUGAAUAUUUGAAACAAUUGAAGGGUUGUUAACAUUAGUUGUUUGGUUUGAUUUAUAGCAGCAAUAAGAACAACGAGAAUAUUGGUCAUUUUUUGAUUCUUAAAAAUCAAUAAAUAGAAUCGAUUUUAAGUAAAUGAUUCUAAUAGAAUUAUCAAUUUUAGAUGUGUAAUCAGAGAGUGAGGUAACCUUGGCUUUCAAAGACAACGAAUUGACUAAAUUAUGUGCGAUUUUGGGAUGCGAUGAGUUCUUCAAUGAGGAGAGAGAAAAACAAGUUGCAUCAUUGAGUUAAAAAACACAAUUAUACUUGUUGAAAUUUAAUAAUCAGAGAGGAUUGGUAAGUUGCAAGAACUACGUAAAUGGAGUGGCAUCGCCUAUUGGAAUCUAGGAGAUUACGGUGAGACACUUUGAAGGAGUGAGACAAUACUGGAUAAAGUAAUGAG